This is a messenger RNA of Iphiclides podalirius (scarce swallowtail), 303 nucleotides long. Lineage: Eukaryota; Metazoa; Arthropoda; Insecta; Lepidoptera; Papilionidae. The record is from the annotation of a GenBank genome assembly.
AUGAGCCAAUGUCCGUCCAGUUCGCCGGUGCGGCGCAGGCGGCGGAAGCGGCGGGCGCGGCGGCGGCUGCGCAUCGCGAAGCGCGCGCGCCGCUUGCCGCCGCCCUUCCGCGCCGCGGCCGCCGCCGGCUCGCCGUUCGCGCCCACGCCGCCGCCCUCGCCGCCCCCCUCGCCGCCCUCGCCGCCCUCGCCGCCCUCGCCGCCCUCGCCGCCGCCCUCGCCGCCCAGCCGGCGCGCCCUUCGCUCCGACACCAAGCGGCUCGAGAUCAGGAGCGAGGAGGAUUCGCCGGAGGAUGAAGAAGAU